CACCCCGCUCCUCCGCAGCAGCGGCAGACCUGGCUUAUGGACAGCCACGCAGUAUAAAUCUCCUGAACAGAGGUGAAAUCGACAACAGUUUGAGAGUUCUGAGUUUUUCAGGGGCGCCUCCCGGGAGAGCUUCUCGGAGGCAGCAUCCUUAGCCUCGGUUCUGCCCACAGUAGGGUUACAGAGGGAAGACCAAACCUGCGUGGCGCGCAGACGCUGACACAAGGUCUGGCACAGGAGCAUUGCACUGCUGAUCUACCCAGCUGUGCCCUCUGUGGUUGGAGCCCUGACUAUGGCAGCCAGUCUUCUGAGAGCAAAGCCCAAGGUACCAAUAUCUUUUGAGGAUGUGUCUGUGUACUUUACAAAGACAGAAUGGAAGCUUCUGGAUCUCAAACAGAGGAAUCUCUACAAGCAGGUGAUGCUGGAGAACUACAGCCAUUUGGUGUCAGUGGGGUUUGCUUUCUCUAAGCCUAACCUGGUGUCUCAGCUGGAGCGAGGGGAGAAGCCCUGGAUUGCAGACAGAAUGGGGACUGCAGCAGCAUCCUGUGCUGGAAAUGGGAUAAAGAGCAAGAUGCUGACUUCAAGGCCGAAACUUUUUGGAAGAGGGCUCCUCGGAGACACCUCGGGAUCCAUGGUGCAGAGGCGUCCUCACGACUUCAGGCCAAAUUUCAUUGUAAGGUACCGGCACUCCAGAAUCGCCGAUAAACGGUAUCUGUGUCAGCAGUGUGGAAAAUCCUUCAGCCGCAGCUCCAAUCUCAUCAAGCACCGGAUCGUCCACAGCGGUGAGAAACCGUACAAGUGCAGCGAGUGCGGGAAGCUGUUCCGGCGGAACUUGGCACUGCAGGAGCAUCAGCGCAUCCACAGUGGCGACAAGCCCUACGAGUGCGGGGAGUGUGGCAAGACCUUCACGCGCAGCUUCAACCUUAUCAAGCACCAGAUCAUCCACAGCAGCGAGAAGCCAUUCGUGUGCCGGGUGUGCGGGAAGGUGUUCCGGCGGAGCUUCGCUCUGCAUGAGCAUGCGCGCAUCCACAGCGGCGAGCGGCCUUACGAGUGCGGUGAAUGUGGCAAGGCAUUCAGCCGCAGCUCCAACCUUAUCGAGCACCAGCGCACCCACAGUGGUCAGAAACCCUACAUCUGCCAGGAGUGCGGCAAAGCCUUCAAGGGCAUCUCGCAGCUCAUCCACCACCAGCGCAGCCACCGCGGCGACAGGCCCUUCUCGUGCCAGGAGUGUGGCAAGGCCUUCCGCGGCCAUUCAGGACUUAGCCAACACCAGCGAGUGCACAGCGGCGAGAAGCCCUACGAGUGCAGCGACUGUGGCCGGGCCUUUGGUCGCCGGGCCAACCUCUUCAAGCACCAGGUAGUGCAUGGUGGGGUGCGUCGUGGCCGCUUAAAGGGACUUCGGCGCGGCUGCAUGCUCCUGGAGCAUCGGCGCGGGCCCCACGAGCCGCAGCCCCAGGAAGCCGGGGAAGGCAGCUCGACCGAGCCCCAGCUCAUUGACGCCAAUAAGAAGCCCCAAGUAUGUGAGCGCUGCGACCAGGUCUUCGAGAACAAGUUGCUGCUGUGUCGCCAUUUGCGCAUUCAUGACGACGAAGAUGACAAGAAACAGAAGUCAAUUACUGUGAGUACCUCAGGUUCGGAGGAGAGGUCGCUGCUCAGCCAGGAUUUGGAAUCCCAGCCCGCAGAAGGAAACGACAGCGAAAGCAGUGAAAGUUUCCUGUAUGCCGAGAAGGCCCAGGGCCCAUCCUCACCUUGAGGCCAGAAACAGGGCAGCAACUCAGAAUGGCAGGGUGAAACAGAAGUAACUCAGAAGGACAGGGUACUCCCCACCCAUCCACCCAGUGUAAUCUGCCCUACUCUUUGCCUGAUGAGUUGAAAAGGAAGGCUCCCUCCCUAGUCCUGGAUGAUCCAAUUGAUACCUAGAGGUUGCAUGGGAAGGCUCCUCAAGGAGCCUAGGCAGGGUACUUCUGUGUGUGCUUGGGUGAAUGAGUGCCUAUGUGAAUGGGGUCUCCAGGGCAGCAGAUUUGCAUAAUACAGAGUUGGUUUCUACCAUUCACAGGAGAAUUGCUUGAUGUGGUUGGGAAAGAAGGAGCAGAGUCCAGCCAACUCUAAGCACAAUUACAUUGAAGUUUACAGGGGGAUUACCUGUGUGUCUUUUCUCUUGUUAAUGUGUUAGUGGGGGUGGUUGCCUCCCGUUAAGAGUUGUUUGUGUUUCUAGAUAGAAUAUACUAAAAGCAUUUUAUUCCAUUAAAAGUUCAUAAAUUAGCCUGCUGUUCUGAAGCAGACUAGACUGUCUGUGAAAACUUGGGCCUUGUGUAUGUGGCCCUGCUGCUGUUUGGAGGGUCUGUACCAAAUCUUGCAGAGAGGUUAAGACCCAGGGAACCUGAAUGUCUCCUUUUUGGGAAUGGAGCCCCUUUUUUCUGGUCCCUCACAGGAACAGGAUCUAAGACCUGGCAGCAUUUAUACCCCCACCACCCUCCUGGCUUCAGUCUCCUCCCUCGCACUCAGGGAAGGCCACAUUGGCCAUUCCUACCCCCUGCCCCAGUGCCUAAAGCUUCCAAUUUGUCUGCUAAUCCCUUUCAAGCCACCACUGUGUGGUGACAGCAGGUUAAGAAUUCACACUUAGGUGGCCCCUGUAAUGAGUCUGGCCAGACAGUUAUCUUUAAGAUGACAUUUCUUAGCAUAUUAAAGUUGCCAUUACUUGGAUGUGCUUUUAUUUGGGGGUACCAUUAGUUGAAAAUGGAGAUUUUUGUUAUGUGAGAGUGUUGGAGAAUUUAUCUUUUAUAGAAAUUCCUCACACACAGGGCGUAGCUCAGAGAUGGAGUAUGUGCCUAGCAGACUACAGGCCCUGUGUCCCAUCCCUGCCCCUCCCCCAAGAAAAGCUUGGACAGGAGGAAGGGGCCUUUCCAACCCAUGACUGAUGCACAUGGUGGCAAACCUAGCCCUGAAUGAUGAUGUAACAACACCCACCUCCUUUCCCUUAAGCCUGGCUGGCUCUUUAGAAGGCACUUUACUGCAAAGGAAGCCAGUGGCAGUCCGAUUCCACCUGUGCUGCCCCCAGGAGACCUGUCCCUUGGCAUACUCAGCUCAGCAUCCUGGGUAGCAAGCUACUUUCCAGUCCUCUCCUAUCCCAGAGGAGAGAAAGAUUUUGUCCCAAAGACUGCCUGGGGGUAGUUUGUUGGUACAGGUGAAGUGGAGACAGCUCUUGCACACUCCAAGAAAGAGUGGUGGCACCUCCCCUGCCAGCUGAGUGACGUUCAAAGAUAGCUGCAUCCUGCCAAGAGAAUAUGGGCAAACCUGGAAACCCAGGAUGCUGGCUGGUUGGAGCCCUGGUCAUAAGAAUAUACACGGGGAGGAGAAAGAGAGAGAGAGAGAGAGAGAGAGAGAGAGAGAGAGAGAGAGAGAGAGAGAGAGAGAGAGGAGAAAGAGAGAGAGAGAGAGAGAGAGAGAGAUUUUAUGUAUAUAAAAUGUUUUGUGUAAAGCCCCAGUUUGUAACUUGCUGUUAUCUCUGUGUCCUACAGUAGAUCCCUGUCUCCUUGUCCUGUGAUUGUUCUCCUGUCUGUGAGCCUGCAGCUGCUCAGCCUUGUGUCUGCACUCCAAGCCCCAUGCCUGGGUACUAGUGAAAGAGCCUUGUUCCCUUGAUCUGCUGGGUUUGAGUUAUGUAGUGGUUGACUUCAGUGGCCCAUGGAAGCAGUUCAGAGUAUGCGUCACUUUGGUUUCCCAAUAGAAAAAGAAAUGCUAGGAACAGUGUCUUUUAAAUCCCUGGUAAAGUAAUUGCUGGAUCUACUAGGCCUCACGCAGAGCAGGUGCCCACAGUGGGAGGCUCUGUGCAAGCUCUGGCACAUACUUUUGGGUGUUCACUUCUAAGGCUCCAGGAAAUAAAUGAAUGAUGCCUAUCUUCCGAGACAGUCACCAGCUUCUUUACCCAAGGCUGAGUUCCUAGAGGAAGGGUCGUGUACAGGCGUUUUCAGCAGGAAGUGGGUCUACCGGGAGAGCUGUAGAGCCCUUCAGAGGCUGGUUGCCUACAUACAUAGCAGCACAACUCUUGGUCCAUUUCCUCCUUCAGUUCCUGUUCCUAGAUGUUUUCAGCAAGCAAAGUAGUGAGUUCUCUCAGGUAUGCUAAUCAGGUAUGCAAAAUGAACAGAACAGGUUUCUCCUGGAAGACAGUCAAAAGUCACCAGAGGGACACUUGUGCUUUUCCUUGUUUCGUGCCUGAAGCCUGUGCUUCAUCCCUCAAACUGGAUGGGGAAUGGGGCUGAUCGUUCAUUUGUGUGUUUUGAGGGGCAACUAGAUUAUAAAAGCUUAAACUAUCAGAAUCCCUGCUGUUUUCUAGUUCCUCCUCUUCCUGUCCUCCACCAAACUUUACCUUUUUGCCUUGUAAAAGACUUUGGCUGCUUUUCAGGUGCUGUGGGAACGGCAUAGCAGUGUCCCAGGAAACUCAUAGGUGGUCGUCUCGGAAUUAAUUUAUCAUGAGGUGGAAUUUUCAACAUCUUUGUUGGGUGAAAAGCCGACAGCUACUUGGAAAGGGGAUCCCCCAUGUAGAGAGGGCUUACAGUAAACAGACAGCUAGUGGGUUCAAGGUUACAAGCAAAAGUCAACUCUAACCUAGAAAGAGCCCAGUGAUGCUAGAGUUAUUGGGGAGGGCUUGCUUCCCAUGUGGGAGGGCCUGUCUUAGUCUGCCCAGGGUGCAGGCUUUUCACAGGGCCCCCAUACUGCAACUCUGAGACCAGGAUUGCCCAGCAGGCUCCUUAUCAGAAAACUUCAUCAGUCUCCGAAGAGGCACCACAAUGCCUGCCUUCUGUUUUUUCUGCUACCAAGUUUCAGGCAGCAUGAAAGCACCCACCUUGCAGCUUUCCAGGCAAGGAAUAGAAUAUAGGGAUUUCAGGUGUAUGUGUGUGGGGGAUUGCUGAAAAGUGCCUUGAUUGGGAGUGGGGAGGAUGUGUAUUAGGCAAACCUAGAAUGCACACAGGACUAGGACAGUCCUGAGUCGGGAGGACUGGGACAGUCCUGAGUCGGGACCUCAAUUACUGUAGAGUAUGGAGCACCUAGGAUGCCAUGUGUAGGAAGUCAGACCCUAGCUGGUUCCAUUUGAGGAGCAAUUUUCCUAAACAAGAAAUGAACUCAGUGUUAAUGAGAACUGCUAUGGGGUGUGAGUGAAACCUUACCAGCCACUCUGGUCAUUUAGAUAGUUUGGAGGUCUGUGAAAUCUCUGCAGUGAGACAGCCACCAUGAAGAGGUAGUGCGAAAGAAGAGGAAGGACUCGAAUGACCCCAGCCACCUUCCUCUGAGUCCCCACUAGCCCUGGCAUUUGUAGCUGCCUUCAUGUUUUUUUGAGCCCCAAUUCAUCUGUGAUUUCACAAAACAAUUGCCCUCUGAGAUUCCUGGACACUUUCUUUGUGAUAGGAUUUCUUUGGGGGGAUGUUGUUUUAAGCUUGUAUAACCCAGACUGGCCUUCGACUCUUAACCGUCCUGCCUCUAACUCUUAAGUGCUGGAAUUACAGGUUUGGGCCACCAUGCCUGGCUUCUGAAGACUUUUUACAUUUGUAUCAAGUAGCAUCAAGUUCAAGGCCUUGCACAUUUGUGAGAACAGUGCCUCCUUUUGUGUUCAAUAGGACUGAUUAAGCCUGGUCUCUCUCCAUUACCCAAGAAUGGUGAGAGCAGAAAUGAAGGCUUACUGUGCAUUUGGAGGCCUCCUGACUCAUUAAUAUUCUUUGGUAGAUUGGUAGGGGUAUAUACAGCUUAAAGUGUGCCAUUGUGGAUGGAUUGUGAUGGGUGUCUGUACCCUUAAAACCAUCCUUAUUGUCAAGUCAGUAAACAUUCAGUAUCUUAUGAUAAUUCCUCCUUUCUGCUCCUCCCUGCCUCCUGUCCUUAUAACCACUGCUUUCCAUCACUGGUGAUUACCUUCUUUGUAAGUGGACUUCCACAUUGUUUGUCUAGUCUCUCAGUGCCAUUUUUUAGAUAUUUCCAGGUGUUUGUGUGUAUAUCCACACUUGGUAUUUAUCUCAUUGUAUACAUGCCCCCCAAUGUCUGUUGAUGCCUGUUAGUUAGUAUUUACAUUCUUUCCAGUUUGAGACAAAUAA
Molecule: messenger RNA, 6074 nt
Organism: Chionomys nivalis (European snow vole)
Lineage: Eukaryota; Metazoa; Chordata; Mammalia; Rodentia; Cricetidae
Gene: Zfp92
Product: ZFP92 zinc finger protein
Exons: 6
Coding region: 290-1750 (486 amino acids)
Biological process (GO): regulation of DNA-templated transcription; positive regulation of reciprocal meiotic recombination
Cellular component (GO): nucleus
Molecular function (GO): histone H3K36 methyltransferase activity; recombination hotspot binding; histone H3K4 methyltransferase activity
Source: RefSeq, a predicted model, not a curated record